Messenger RNA from Erigeron canadensis, 1932 nucleotides. RefSeq lists its product as uncharacterized. The record is from RefSeq and is a predicted model, not a curated record. The coding region runs from base 892 to 1812 and encodes 306 amino acids. Gene Ontology annotation, molecular function: protein dimerization activity. The transcript is spliced from 3 exons. NCBI's taxonomy places the organism in Eukaryota, Viridiplantae, Streptophyta, Magnoliopsida, Asterales, Asteraceae.
CAAAAGAACUAGAUAUUACCUGGGAGCAUUGUAGUAGGGUGGAUCCAAACAAUAGAAAUAAGGUGCGAUGUAAGUAUUGUAAAAAAGUAUAUUUUGGUGGAGUAAAUAGAAUGAAAAAUCACCAAAAAAGAUGUAGUCGUGUGUCCCGUAGUUGAUGAACCCACUAGCUGCUCUUUUUGUACUUACUUAAAGGUUUAAACGAGGAAAAAAGAAAAAAGAAUGACGAUGACGAUGAAUGUUUUGAGAUAGACAGUUUAGAUGGGACAUUGAAAUCUUACGUAGAAAAAGGAAAAGGAAAACAAAGCCCUAGUGGUACCGUAUUUGUGAAAUCUAUUGACACAUCAUCAUUUGCUAAAGAUGAAAAAAAGCUGUUUGAAAUGCUUAAUGCAGUUGUUGAAGAAGUUGGGGAGAAAAAUGUAGUUCAAGUUAUCACGGAUAGUGCUUCAGCUUAUGUGCUAGCUGGUUCUAUGUUGGAAAAUGCGAGGCCUCACUUGUUUUGGAAUCCAUGUUCCGCUCAUUUACUUGAUUUAAUAUUGCAAGACAUCGGAGAAGGCAAAACUUUCAAAGACACCAUAGAUAAAGCAAAGAAAGUUACUAUGUUUAUCUAUCAACAUUCUGUUUUAUUAUCCAUGUUCCGAAAGUUCACCGGUGAUCAAGAGUUAACACGAGUGGGAGUUACAAGAUUUGCUACUUGUUUUCUUACUUUGAAAAGGAUGCAUGAGUUAAAAACUCCCCUUCGAGAAUUAUUUGCUUCAAGAGAUUGGGUGGAAUCUACUUUUAACUAGUGAUGGAAAGUUGGUUGAAAAGAUCAUUUUAGGUGAUGCUUACUUUUGGAAAGCAAUAAGUCAUUGCCUGAGUUGUGUAGUUCCCAUAUAUAAGGUGUUAAGGCUCAUGGAUGGUGAUGUGAAACCGGCAAUGGGAUAUAUAUACGAAGCCAUGGAACUUGCAAAAGAGCAGAUAAAGAGCAACUUUAAUGGUGUUAAGUCAAGGUAUAAACCGAUUUGGGAAAAGAUCGACCAGAGAUGGAAUUUGCAAAUUCACAGGCCACUUUAUGCCGUAGGAUACUAUCUUAAUCCUAGUCUUCACUUUGAAAGAAACUUUAAAGCCGAUCAGUAUAUCAAGCGCGCAUUAUUUGAUUGUAUAGAAAAGCUCUAUGAUAGACCCACUGUGAUAAAAAUUCAUGAGCAACUUGCAAAGUUCCACGAUAGCAUUGGAAUGUUUGGUAGUGUCGGGUGUAUGGAAAUGAGAAAGAGGAUGCAACCUGCUAAAUGGUGGGAGACUUACGGAGAUGAAUGUCCAGAACUUCAACAGUUAGCUAUUCGUGUUUUAAGCCUCACAUGUAGUGCAACUGAUUGCGUGAGGAAUUGGAGCACCUUUGAUCAUAUACACUCAAAAAAGAGGAAUCGCUUGGAGCAACAAUGGUUAAAUGCAUUGGUCUUUGUCAAGUAUAACAUUAAUCUCGAAACAAGACUCCAAAAAAGAAAAGAAAGGGGGGAAACUUAUGAUCCGAUUUGUUUGUCGGACAUGGAGUCGGAUGAUGAGUGGAUCACCGAGAAAGAAAAUGUGUGUCUUCCGAAAGAUAUCUCAUGGAUGCAUGUUCAAGAAUUUUUUCAAGAGGAUGAAGAAACAAGUUCUAAAAAGAGAAAAAGAGGACCAAGAAACUUAAACAAAGUCUCAGUUGACAAGAACAUAGGAAAAAACAAAAUUGUUGAUGUCCAUGAUGAAGAUGAGGAUGGACUAGAUGAAGAUGGACUCCACGAGACAACCGUGAUUUUAGAUGAAGAUGAUAAGUACUUUGAUUCCGACCCUUAGUUUUAUGAUGCUAUCAAGUCUUUUGUCAUUUACUUGAUUACAAGAUCGCUAGUUACAUCAUUUUGUAUGGUAAAUAUGUAAGCUUGACCCUUUGUAGUGUAAAUUUGGAUUGCUAGUGUA